Molecule: messenger RNA, 1402 nt
Organism: Lolium perenne
Lineage: Eukaryota; Viridiplantae; Streptophyta; Magnoliopsida; Poales; Poaceae
Product: lecithin-cholesterol acyltransferase-like 1
Biological process (GO): lipid metabolic process
Source: RefSeq, a predicted model, not a curated record
AUGGCCAAGAUCAUGAACAAGGCAAUCCUUGGGUUGCUAAACCUGCUGCUCCUGCUCCUACCGCCUUCCCUCCGUGAUUACUUGUGGGCGGCGCCGAGUGAGCACGGGGUGGGUCAGCAGCAGCAGCUCCAGGUCUACCACCCAAUAAUUUUGGUAGCUGGCUUCAGCUGCUCCGACCUCGAGGCGCGGCUCACCGACGCCUACGCUCCGUCACUGCCGCGCUGCGGCGCGCUCAAGGGCAAGGGAUGGUUCCCGCUGUGGAACGACACAAUGGAACUGGUCAACCAUGACUACGUGCCGUGUUUCGAGGAGCAGAUGAGCCUUGUUUUCGACCCUGUCGUCGAUGACUACGUGAACCAGCCAGGCGUCGAGACUCGCGUACCAAACUUCGGCUCCGCAUAUGGAUUCACCGUCAAGAACGAGAGCUCCCCAUUUUGGUGUAAUGUAAAGCUUCGCAAUGAAUUGGAAGGACUCGGAUAUCGAGAUGGAGAUACCCUUUUCGGAGCUCCUUAUGACAUACGACAUGCUCCACCACGGCCUGGGCAGUGCUCCAAGGUAUACACAGACUACUUUGCUCGUGUCAAGGAUCUGGUGAAGCACGCAAGUGAGAAGAAUGGGAACAAGGCAGUUAUCUUAAUCGGUCAUAGCUUUGGCGGCAGGCUCAUGCUUGACUUCCUGAAUUCUACUCCCCCUCUAUGGAGGAAAAAUUUCAUCAAGCACCUGGUUCUACUCUCGCCAACACCUCCUAUAGGCUUCACCGAGACUCUCACGAACCUCGCCUCGGGACCUACCUGCAUUCCAAUGGAGACCAUUCCACGCCUUGCUUUGCGGCCCAUGUGGUGGUCAUUCACAAGUUCACUUCUAUCGCUACCAUCCCCAACGGUGUUUGGCCACGAGCCGCUCAUAAUCACCAAACAUAGGAACUACUCUGCAUAUGACUAUCAAGAUUUUCUUGCAGCACUCGGUUUCAGUGUGAAAGGAACGUUGCCCUUUAAGAAAUGGGUGGAUAAGAGAGUUGAGGCGCCAAUGGUGCCAACGACAUACCUUAGUGGUUUUGGUGUUCAAACACCAAAGCAGGUGGUAUACCGAGACGACAACUUCAAUGUCUACCCCGAAAAUGUGUAUGGCGAUGGAGAUGGGGUUGUCAAUUGGAAUAGUGUGUUGGUAUUCGCCAAGGAACUCAAAAGGCAGCAAUCGCCGGAGAACAUACUAUUUAAAUUCAUCAAGAUUCGUAAUGUUUCACACAGUUAUAUUGCUAUUCAAGACGAUUCUCUCAAGAUAGUUAUAGCUGAAAUUUUAGAAGCCAAUUCUUGAAGAUUCAUGUGUUAUUUAUGUGAUGUCAUCAUCAAGAGUAAAAGAGUCGAAUGAUUUUUGUAUGACAGAUCUCAUAUGGUUAUGUUUG